GCUCACCUAGGGAUUUAGCAGUUCCCUUCAGAGGUGUAGGACUUUUCUUUACUCUUAACAAUAGGAAGGCUUGAGGAGCUGUCAAGUGGGGAAUGGAGAGCUGCUCAAGGAAGGGAGAGCAACUGUGAGAAUUUGGCUUCUCUCAGUGCUAGAAGUCUGGAUUUGCCCAUGACUUAAGAUUUCUUUAAAACUCUGACCCAGUGCAGCACUGCAAAGAAUUGAUUUCUGAGAUGAGACAAUGAGCUGUGGUUUGCAUUUUGUAAAGAUGGAGGAAAUCUCUAACACUGACCCUGUAUGGGAGAUGACUCAAUUAUCCGUGCCUUGGUACAGUUGCAAAUUAUUUUCCUUUGUCUGAAGUGGGUGGAUGCCAGCGCCUUCAUCAGAGCUCCUUAAUUUAAUGUAUGGAAAAUGUCUCAGCCACCAUUUUUAACAAUUAGCUGUAUCAUAGUCGAGGUGAACUGCAUUCUUAAGGCAGCUGCAGGGCCAUUUCAUUUACAUUAGGGUCUGUGGUACAGGAGCUUUGUUACUAUAAAACUAAGAAAAUGAAUUUGCACACUGUACAGAAGAGUUCUGUAGGAGGGUGGAGAACAUUCCCAGAAAGAAAAUGGAAUCCUUUUGUCUACAGGCUUCCUGAAGAAUGAGAAGGACAAUGCUCUGCUGUCUGCCAUUGAAGAGUCUCGGAAGAGGACCUUUGGCAUGGCUGAGGAAUAUCAUCGAGAGUCAAUGCUGGUCGAGUGGGAGCAAGUGAAACAGCGGAUUCUGCACACACUGCUAGCGUCAGGAGAAGAUGCCCUUGACUUUACUCAAGAAAUUGAGCCAAGUUACAUCACUGAUGUGGGGCCCCCUGGUCGAAGCGCUAUGGAUGUUGUUGAGAUGGCCUACGCCCAGCAGAUUUAUAUCUAUAAUGAGAAGAUUGUCAGUGGGCAGUUACAGCCUAACCUCGUGGACCUCUGUGCUACAGUCCCCCGCCUGAAUGAUAAGAACAUUUCUGACAUGUGGACCAUGGUAAAACAAAUGACAGAUGUGUUGUUGGUACCAGCCGGUGACACCCUGAAGAGCCGAAACAGCUUGGAAGUGCGCAUGGACUUUGUCAGGCAGGCCUUGGGAUACCUUGAGCAGAGUUAUAAGAAUUACACUCUCGUGACCGUGUUUGGAAAUUUGUACCAGGCCCAGCUGGGUGGUGUACCAGGGACUUACCAGUUGGUUCGAAGUUUUCUGAACAUUAAACUUCCGGCUCCCUUGCCUGGACUUCAGGAUGGAGAGGUGGAGGGCCACCCUGUUUGGGCACUGAUUUAUUACUGCAUGCGCUGUGGAGACUUGCUUGCUGCCUCACAGGUGGUUAAUCGGGCCCAGCACCAGCUGGGAGAGUUUAAGACCUGGUUCCAGGAGUACAUGAACAGCAAGGACAGAAGAUUGUCCCCAGCUACAGAAAACAAACUCCGGCUUCAUUACCGCAGAGCCCUCAGGAACAACACAGACCCCUACAAGCGGGCUGUGUACUGUAUCAUUGGCAGAUGCGAUGUCACUGACAACCAGAGUGAAGUAGCAGACAAAACUGAGGACUACCUGUGGCUGAAGUUGAACCAAGUGUGUUUUGAUGACGACGGUACCAGCUCCCCACAAGACAGGCUCAGUCUCUCACAGUUCCAGAAACAGUUGUUGGAAGACUAUGGUGAGUCCCACUUUAGGGUGCACCAGCAGCCUUUCCUCUACUUCCAAGUGCUGUUCCUGACAGCACAGUUUGAAGCUGCCAUUGCUUUUCUCUUCCGCCUGGAACGGAUGCGCCCCCAUGCUGUCCAUGUGGCCUUAGUGCUAUUUGAGCUGAAGCUGCUAUUAAAAUCAUCAGGACAGAAUGCUCAGCUUCUCAGCCGUGAGCCUGGUGACCCUCCCUGCAUGCGGCGGCUGAACUUUGUGCGACUGCUCAUGCUGUAUACCCGGAAAUUUGAGUCCACAGAUCCAAGGGAUGCCCUGCAGUACUUCUACUUCCUCAGGGAUGAGAAAGAUAGUCAAGGAGAAAACAUGUUUUUACGCUGUGUGAGUGAGCUUGUGAUAGAAAGUCGAGAGUUUGAUAUGAUUCUUGGGAAACUACAGAAUGAUGGGAGUAGAAAGCCUGGAGUUAUAGAUAAGUUUACUAGUGACACAAAGCCUAUUAUCAAUAAAGUUGCUUCCGUGGCAGAAAAUAAAGGACUGUUUGAAGAAGCGGUGAAGCUUUAUGAUCUUGCCAAGAAUGCUGACAAAGUGCUGGAGCUGAUGAACAAAUUGCUGAGCCCUGUUGUUCCCCAGAUCAGUGCUCCACAGUCCAAUAAAGAGAGACUUAAGAACAUGGCCCUCUCCAUUGCCGAACGGUACAGGGCUCAGGGUGUAAGUGCAAAUAAAUUUCUGGACUCUACAUUCUAUCUUCUGUUGGACUUGAUCACCUUUUUUGACGAGUAUCACAGUGGUCAUAUUGACAGAGCUUUUGAUAUAAUUGAGCGCUUGAAGCUGGUGCCCCUGAGUCAGGAAAGUGUGGAAGAGAGAGUGGCUGCCUUCAGAAAUUUCAGCGAUGAAAUCAGGCACAACCUCUCACAGGUGCUUCUCGCCACCAUGAACAUCUUGUUCACACAAUUCAAGAGGCUCAAGGGGACAAGUCCAUCCUCAGCAUCCAGGCCCCAGCGAGUCAUGGAGGACCGCGACUCUCAACUCCGGAGUCAAGCACGAGCCCUGAUUACUUUUGCUGGAAUGAUACCCUACCGGACAUCUGGGGACACCAAUGCAAGGCUGGUGCAGAUGGAAGUCCUCAUGAACUAAGUGCCAUGCUCUGGGGCUUCUGGGACUGCACAGUGUCAGUAUAUUAGGCACAUGGGCCCUCUGGGGUGGGGUUUCUGCUUUUGUUUCUGUUGUGUUAUGUUGUGUUUUUUGUAGUAUGUAUUUUUGUCAACACCAAUAAAUUUCUUUGAUUUGUGUUUCUUUUCAACAUUUUUUUAUUUUCAUUGUUCCCCCCCCUUUGGAAUUUUGUUUAGAUUUUUAUUUGUGUAUUGGGUGGAAAUGCUGUCAAGGCCAGAGAGUGAGAGGCUAUAUAGGUGUUUAUAAAUUGACCUUAAAUGAUUAAAAAUUUACCCCAAAUAAGCAAGGAAACAAA
Molecule: messenger RNA, 3118 nt
Organism: Fukomys damarensis (Damara mole-rat)
Lineage: Eukaryota; Metazoa; Chordata; Mammalia; Rodentia; Bathyergidae
Gene: Nup93
Product: nucleoporin 93
Exons: 20
Coding region: 697-2787 (696 amino acids)
Biological process (GO): poly(A)+ mRNA export from nucleus; protein import into nucleus
Cellular component (GO): nuclear pore
Molecular function (GO): structural constituent of nuclear pore
Source: RefSeq, a predicted model, not a curated record